UUUUCCCACUCCCAACCUCAGCAUUUCUUCCCUCUGGUGGAACUCCUCACAAUAACCUGGAGAUUGUCCACGUUUGCAUUCAGACGCCUGUUCUGUUCCACAUCCACGUCCUCGGCCCUCUGCGUAAAAGGCGCACACAGCCGUCCGCCACCUUUAACCAACUCUACCCAAACUUUAAAAGUGAUCCGCAGAAGUUGUGGCAAAAAUGUUUCUUGGAUGCGUUUUGUUUUUCCUGUUCAGUACGUGGUCAUCCGUGGAGUGUAAUCCCAGUCCUGUGUUAGAUGUAGUCGUGGACAGAUACUUCAUCCCCAGCGUCUGUGCCAGAGAAGUGAAGAACGGAGACUAUGUCCGCUACCAUUAUAACGCAACAUUUAUAGAUGGGAAAACAUUUGAUUCUAGCCACCAGAGAGGAGCCGCUAAGGUUGGCCAGAUCGGAGAGGGCCGCCUCAUCGCUGGCGUCGACAAAGGUCUGCAGGGCAUGUGUGUCAAUGAGCGCAGGACCCUGACCAUCCCACCACACCUGGCCUACGGCAGCACUGGAGCAGGUGAUGUAAUUCCUCCUGAUGCCACGCUGGUGUUUGACAUCCAUCUCCUAGAUCUGUGGAACACAGCUGAUCUGGUCAUGACUACAAUUAUCACCACUCCCAAAGACUGUAAACGCUCUGUGAUGCGCACUGACUUUGUGCGUUACCAUUUUAACGGCACCCUCCUGGACGGCAGCACAUUCGACUCGAGCUACACCAGGAAGCAGACUCACGACUCCUUAGUGGGUGAGGGUUGGCUGGUCAAAGGUAUGGAUGAAGGCCUGCUGGGUAUGUGUGUAGGGGAGAUCAGGCAUAUUGUCAUCCCACCCUUUAAAGCUUAUGGAGAGAAAGGAUCAGGCACAGAGAUUCCCCCCCAGGCGACUCUGGUGUUUGAUGUCCUGUUGGUGGACAUUCACAACCCGAAGGACAACAUCACCAUUGAGAACCAAGUGGUGCCUGAGUCUUGCACUCGGAGGUCUGUGGUUGGGGAUUAUAUACGAUACCACUACAACGGCACCUUUCUGAACGGCGUCACCUUUGACACCAGUUACCAGAGGAACAGCACAUACAACACCUACAUCGGGAUGGGUUAUGUGAUUGCAGGUAUGGACCGGGCCUUGUUGGAAGUCUGCAUGGGGGAGAGGAGAAGGGUCAUCAUCCCUCCACAUCUGGCGUAUGGAGACAAAGGAGCAGGUGAUGUGAUCCCCCCUUACGCCGUGCUCGUCUUUGACAUUCACAUCUUGGACUUCCACAACCCUAAUGACACAGUGGACAUCCAGGUCACCCACAGACCUGAAACCUGCAAUGAAACCACCGCUGUCAACGACCUCGUCUACUACCAUUAUAACUGCACGCUGGUGGACGGCACCAAGCUCUUUUCCUCACAUGACUAUGAGAAUGCUCAGGAAGCGGUGCUGGGCGCAGAUAAGGUGAUAGAUGGGCUGGACCUGGGUUUACAGGGCAUGUGUUUGGGAGAGAAGAGGGUUUUAAUAGUGCCACCUCACCUGGGCCACGGAGAAAGAGGAGCUACUGGUGUACCCAGCAGUGCGGUGCUGGUCUUUGACAUUGAACUGGUGAGCUUCCAGAAGGGUGUGCCGCCCGGGUACUUAUUCGUCUGGCUGGAGGACAGUCCUGCAGAACUGUUUCAAGCCCUAGACUUAAACAAGAACAACGAGGUGCCCCAGGAGGAGUUUGGGGAGUUCAUCAAGCUGCAGGUGGCAGAGGGCAAAGGUCGUAUAAAGCCUGGGAUGACCAUGGAGCAGGUAAUUUCUGACAUGUUUCAGAACCAAGACCGGAAUAAAGACGGCAUCAUUACGGCCGAUGAGCUCAAACUCAAAGUGGACGAGGACAAGGAAAGAGAGGCGAGACACGAUGAGUUGUGAUGAAGACACGGGUCCAUUCUCACUCAGGGAUUAAAGCUCAACACCUUAAAAUAUGCAACAAGAGACUUUUCCCAAAGAGAACUGUAGUUUAAUAUUUUCUGUAUCACAUCAGACAGCUUUUUGAUAUGACAGGAGAAUAGUACAGUAGAUCUGUGUGUGUAGUCCUGUGUUGUAUGAUUGUUUGUGUUUGAUAACUUUAUUCCUCAAAAACAAACAAGCACCUUUAUUUUGUCCUGAAACUUACAUGAAUUAAAAUGUUUGUUUAAAAAAGAAAGAAAAUUGUAUUA
Molecule: messenger RNA, 2193 nt
Organism: Sphaeramia orbicularis (orbiculate cardinalfish)
Lineage: Eukaryota; Metazoa; Chordata; Actinopteri; Kurtiformes; Apogonidae
Gene: fkbp10b
Product: FKBP prolyl isomerase 10b
Exons: 10
Coding region: 206-1906 (566 amino acids)
Cellular component (GO): endoplasmic reticulum
Molecular function (GO): calcium ion binding; peptidyl-prolyl cis-trans isomerase activity
Source: RefSeq, a predicted model, not a curated record